Molecule: messenger RNA, 2933 nt
Organism: Ochotona princeps (American pika)
Lineage: Eukaryota; Metazoa; Chordata; Mammalia; Lagomorpha; Ochotonidae
Gene: CFAP69
Product: cilia and flagella associated protein 69
Exons: 23
Coding region: 63-2888 (941 amino acids)
Biological process (GO): olfactory behavior; response to odorant; positive regulation of flagellated sperm motility
Cellular component (GO): sperm midpiece; non-motile cilium
Source: RefSeq, a predicted model, not a curated record
UCGCAGCUGCCUGCCCAGCGAAGAACAGGAGGACCUGUGCCCUCAUCCUGUACCCACCUGAUAUGGCUACUCUCGAGGCCCCUUCGAUGGCCGAGCCUCAGGGAUACGACGGCAGCAAAAGGACCAGCAGCUUCCGCCAGACCCCAGUGGCCAGGCUGGUGACGGUGGACGAGGAGGCGCAGGGUGUUUUCAAGCCUGUGGACCUUAAGCGUGUCAUCCGACUCCUCAAAGAAACUGAUGCAGAUGAUUUAGAAGAAAAACAACUGAAAGCUGUCAAGAAAGUGACGCAGUCUUAUCAGAAUGGACUUCCGUUAAGGGAUUUAGCACAGAUAUUUACAAUUCUGAGUCUGUGUGCAGAAAAAAUUGAACACCAUCCUCGUUUUAUAGAAUCUACAUAUGAUAUCCUACAAUUGUGUGGCCUGCCAUUUUUGAAAAAGAAAACUUCGGACGAGAUAACUUAUGCUGAAGACACUGCUAAUUCAAUUGCACUCCUGGGUGACUUAAUGAAAAUACCAAAUUCUGAAUUGCGGAUACAAAUUUGUAGGUGCAUUGUUGACUUUUAUCAUUCAGAACCACCAAAGAAGCAUAUUCCAGGUUACCAGCCAGCUAGCUCAUCCUACAAGAUUAAAAUGGCUGAAGUUGGAGGGCUGGCCAAGAUGAUGGUCUGGUCAAUGACCUUGCUGGAGAAUCAACUUGCUGAGAAACUUUGGGUCCUCAAAGUCCUACAGCAUCUCUCCACUUCCGAAGUGAACUGUACUUCAAUGAUGGAAGCACGGGCAGCCAGGGAAAUCUGUGCUCACCUCAACGACCCAGACCCCUCUGGACAGCUGCUAUUUCGCUCUUCGGAAAUACUGUGGAACUUACUGGAGAAGUCUUCCAAAGAGGAAAUCAUACAACAGCUCAGUAACUUGGAGUGUUUGUUGGCUUUGAAGGAAGUAUUUAAGAAUCUGUUUAUGAGAAGUUUUAGUCAUUAUGAUCGUCAGCUUAGAAAUGAUAUAUUAGUGAUCACUACAAUUAUAGCUCAGAACCCCGGAGCACCAAUGAUUGAAACAGGCUUUACCAAGGACUUGAUAUUAUUUGCAACCUUUAAUGAAGUUAAAAGUCAAAAUCCUUUGGUAAAAGGUCUUAAGCUUUCAAACUCCUAUGAAGAUUUUGAGUUGAAGAAAUUGUUAUUUAAUAUAAUUGUGAUCUUAUGUAAAGAUUCCACUGCUGUCCAGCUCCUAAUCGAUGGCAAAGUUGUGUUGGCUUUGUUCACCUACGUGAAAAAGCCUGAAAAACACAAGGUAAUUGAAUGGUCUCUGGCCCAGCACGAAGAGCUGCAGCUGCAUGCGGUGGCCACGCUGUCCUCAGUGGCUCCCCUGCUGCUGGACGACUACAUGUUGUGCCAGGGAAACGCCCGAGUUCUCGCCUUCCUACAGUGGUGUGAAAGUGAAGACUCCUUCUUCAGUCAUGGCAACAGCUUUCAUGGCUCGGGCGGCAGAGGCAACAAGUUUGCGCAGAUGCGGUACAGCCUGCGGCUCCUGAGGGCCGUGGUCAACGCGGAAGACGAGGCUGUGAGCGCCGACCUUUGUGCAAACGGGGCGAUCCAGCAACUCACAGGGAUGUUUACAGCUAUGAUAAGGAACCCUCAUGAAAAUGAAGAGGCUAUUGUUCUGGAAAUCCAGUCGGAUAUAUUGCUCAUCCUGUCUGGUCUUUGUGAAGAUCAUGUUCAAAGGAAGGAAGUGUUUGGAACAGAAGGAGUAGAUAUUAUUCUUCAUGUAAUGAAAACAGACCCGAAGAAGUUGCAAAGUGGCUUGGGUUACAAUGUACUUCUUUUCAGUACGUUGGACAGCAUUUGGUGUUGUAUUUUGGGAUGUUACUCCUCCGAGGAUUACUUUCUCGAAAAGGAAGGCAUUUUUCUCCUUCUGGAUGUGUUGGCUUUGAGCCAAAAAAAGUUCUGUAAUCUAAUACUUGGAAUAAUGGUUGAAUUUUGUGAUAAUCCCAAAACUGCAGCUCAUGUCAAUGCUUGGCGAGGGAAGAAAGAUCAGACAGCGGCUAGUCUUUUAAUUAAAUUAUGGAGAAAGGAAGAAAAAGAAUUAGGAGUAAAACGUGAUAAAAAUGGGAAGAUUAUUGAUACAAGGAAACCUCUUUUUACUAGCUUGCAAGAAGAACAGAAAGUGACGCCGCUGCCUGCCAACUGCCCUUCCGUUGCGGUAAUGGAUGUUGCUGAGAACAUCCGAGCAAAGAUCUAUGCUGUGCUGGGCAAGCUAGAUUUUGAGAAUUUACCAGGCCUGUCUGCUGAAGAUUUUGUCACCCUUUGCAUCAUCCAUAGAUAUCUUGAUUUUAAAAUUGGAGAAAUAUGGAAUGAAAUAUAUGAAGAAAUAAAACUGGAACAGUUAAGGCCAGUUACUACAGAUAAAAAAAGUUUGGAGGCUAUUACAACGGGAUCAGAAAACAUUGGAAAGAUGGUUGUUUCUCUACAAAGUGAAAUGAUUGAAAGCCAAGCACGCCAAGAUGUACAAAAUGAACAAAAGGCUUAUGCCAAAAUCCAAGCUACACACAAACAAAGAGAAUUGGCUAAUAAAUCAUGGGAAAGUUUCUUGGCUAGAACAUCAAAUGUAAAAACGCUAAAGAAAGCAAAAAAGCUUCAGGAAAAAGCUAUAGAAUCUUCUAGACAUAGUAUACGACCACAAAAUGCAAUAUUUCAUCAGACAGACAUUAAAGGCCUUAACACAACGGUGCCAUCCGGUCGAGUGGUCGCGGUGGAGAGCACCCCUGUCCGGCUCCUGGGAGGACCCCUGGCUGACACAGACAUUGCUCUGAAGAAGCUGCCCAUCCGUGGAGGAGCCCUGCGGAGGGUGAAAGCUACUAAAACUGCAGAGGAGCCCAAGAAGGGUAUUCCUACCUGAUGGUCUCGAGAGACUCAGGAGAAUAAAUUCUGCUUCUGAUUUUUA